Molecule: messenger RNA, 3903 nt
Organism: Parnassius mnemosyne (clouded apollo)
Lineage: Eukaryota; Metazoa; Arthropoda; Insecta; Lepidoptera; Papilionidae
Source: the annotation of a GenBank genome assembly
UUUAUUCAGAACAUAUUUUCGUUUAUGACCCAUUUUGUUAAUAUAAAACAAACAUAAUGCCUACUAAUUAGGCAUGGGUAAUAAAAUAUAAUAGUAUAGUAUAAAUAAUAAAUAUAUCGAUAUAUAUGGUCGAUAUUUUAAAUCGCGGUAUAUCGACAUAUCGAUAUUUAUUUGAGAGUAUCGAAUUUGUAUCAAUUUCGAUAUAUUUUAAAAUGUUGUAUCGUUUUUUUCGUCGUCCAACCGUCAGUAGAUAAAAUUUUGUACCUUAUCUUUACAUCAUUCAAAUGAUUACGAUAUAUCGAUAUUUAUCACGCUAUAUAUAUCGAUACUGUUUAAAAAUAUAGAUUCGAUAUAUUUUUCCCUUUGCCCAUCCCUAGUCCCUACUACUAAUAUACUGUUAAUGUGGCAUAUUACAAAGUUACUAAGAAACCAAAAUAUAAGAGUGUAGUUGUUAAUAAAUAAUAUAUAUGAUGUCACACUAACUUCUAAAAUGAUGUGGAAAUACUUCUCAUAAGCCAGAAGAAGCUACAAAAAAAAACAUUACAUUAUCUAUUUACUUUUAUGUAGUUUAAUUUAACAGUUGUUUUAAAUAAUUGUGUGAUUAUUAUGCAAGGAAUAUCUGUAGUCAGCGGUGGAUUCGUUGCUAUAAUGAUGCUUGAUGCAAAUUUAUUUGCUUAUUAAAUGUAAUGACAACAGUAUUGUUUCGUUUAAUAUUACUUGUAAUAUAAAGCCAUAUUUUAUAUAACUUAUGGGAAUUUAAUUAUAAUACAUAUAAGACUUUCUGUUUUAUGCAAAGCUCAUACUAAUUGCUGAAUUCAUUUUCCUACUCCUUUAUCUAUAUCACUUUAUCCUUUGACAGAUCCUAGUAUAUUAUUGAUUCAUUAUGUCAGACUCAGACCAGAGUGCGCAUACCCUAGCACUUAAUAGUGAUAUGGUACAAAAGAGAAAACAAUAUAAUAAAAGCAUAGUUUCAACUGCAAGUAGAAGUCAGCGAAAUCAAUCACAAGAAUUUCAGGUACAAUCUAGGUCUAGGUGCAGGUCACGAAAUCGUCGAAUGACAGGUGGUAACAGUCGGAAGAGUUCACAUGGCACAUGUAGUAGGAACAAACGCCAAAAUAGAAGUCGCUCACAUGUUAAGCGCCCUCGUAGUUUCCAAAGAAAACGCAACAAAUCUGCACGCUCUUCAAGUACUAGUACGAAUAGUACAUGGAGUAGCAUUAACUCUAUUCUAUAUCUAUUUUCUUCAAUUCUUCAUAUUUUCAAAAACCCGUAAAGGCUAAAGCCAAGUCUUCUUUAUAUUAUACUCUUUGUAAGUUUCAAUCCAUGUAGAUUUGUCAAUCCAAUAUUUUCAAAAACAGGGAUACCAUAUUUCAUAUUUCUUUUACAGUAUUAUGAAUAAAAGUGCUAAAUAUGUCUUAGUAUUCGCUGCCGGGAAUAAAGUCAAUGGUGCCCUGACUGCGUUAGUCAAAAGGCAAGGCGUAGUGAAGAGUGCACGCCUUGCAAUACAUAACGCAGUGUUGGUACCGACUUAGGUAUAUGGCAGCGAAACUUGGGUAUGCCAGAAGAAGCAUAAAAGCAAGUUGAAUGCAGUGGAGAUGCGAUCUCUUCGUAAAAUGUGCGGCGUUACCAUGGCCGACCGAAAGCGAAACGAAGAGAUUCGCAAUAUGGCAGGUUUGAAAGAUGACCUUAUCACAAAAAUUGAUAAGGGCCUGCUUCGGUGGUUUGGGUACGUUGAGCGAAUGAGUGAAGACCGAAUGGUGAAGAAAAUAUAUAGCGCGAAAGUAAAUAUUAAAAGGUGUCGAGGUAGAACGAGAGUAAUUUUCGAAGACCAUGUGAGCAAAUUGCUCGAAGAGGGGAGGGUCAAGAGUACUCGGAUACCUAGACGUGCAUGCAUGAAGAAGAUAAUGAAUCUGAAAGAAGCGAAAGAGGUAUGUAAGGAUCGUGACACUUGGCGAUCUGUUCUCUCUGGCUACCCCGUCAGGGAUUGUGCGUGAAGAUAAGUAGUAAGUAGUAGUAGUAUUCCUAAGAACAUCUUGCAGGGCACGCGGGACGCUUUCUGAGUUUUCAUAAGCUAGUAUAAGUUUUUCAAUGAGUAGCAAUCUUUCUAUGGCGUACGCUGGGCAGUUAAAUAUUAUAUGUUCUGUAGUCUGAUCUGCUUCUGUAUCGCAGAAAUUGCAUUUUGCAGAUGCUACUAUUCUCAUCCUGGAAAGAUGAGCGUUCAGUCGAUAGUGGCCAAAUCUAGUCUGCACAUUAUUGUAUAAAAUUUUCUGCUAUGAUAUCUUCGCAUAUCGUUGCGAGAAAACCAAGGAAUACUUAAUUCUGAAUUAAUUGAUGCAUACCAACGACCUUUUCCUGCCUCUAAAACAGCAUUCCAUUGCAUUUUCCAUUCUUCUUUUAACUCUUGCUUUAAAAUUGAAUAUAAAUCUGUAUGUGGUAUUGCAACAUCGGUUAUCCUGUCAAUAUCAGCUGUAACUAUACUUUUAGCUAAAUGGUCUGCUCUUUCAUUUCCUUGAAACCCCAAUAUGUGACGGAGUCCAUAAAAAUUUUACUUCCAAAUUAUUUUCUUUCAAUUUCCACCACAAACUUUUAUUUCAUAUAUGAUGAAAGACGUUUUAGCAUCUAAAGCCUUGCCUUCAGUGCCUUCAAGACACUCAUGCUAUCAGAGAUCAGUAACCAUUUAUUAGAUACAUGUGGGUGUUCUUCUAUAUAUUUAAGAGCGAUUAAGACAGCAUAACAUUCUGCAGUGUAUAUGCUUGCUAAUGCUGGAAUAGAAAGACCACGUCCAGUUUUCAGAUGAGAUAUUUAAACCUAAGUAAGAUAGGAGGAGUAAGACAUUCAGCCUGUAAAGAAACAAUAGGAGUUGUUCUCAUAGAGCCGGAAUGGCCUCAAAGACCUCAACUCUGCGGCGAGUACAUGAAGAUUGACGUUAUUAAAUGCACCAACAAUGUCAAAGAAUAUACUAAAUGUCUAAGGCCGGUCACAUACAUACGGAAUUCCGUUUCGAGAUUCCGUUUCGGAAUUCCGAAUGGGUCGGCCACACACAUACGGAAUCCCGUUUUGCCCGCAAAAUAUCGAACGGAAAACUACCGUAUGUGUGUGGCGGGUCAUAGAUUUUAUAUGGACUUGCUGCGUUCGGGAUUCUGAAUCGGAAUAUCGAAACGGAAUUCCGUAUGUAUGUGGCCGGCCUUAAUGUAGAAAUGCAGUACUUUCUCCAGAUGACUUACGGCGUCUGAAUCCAAACUGAUUCGAUGGAAAAUGAUAGCUGCCUAGAGAAUCAUCAUCACAUACUUGCCACUCACAAGACAGAGCCAGUGAAGAUGAAACAAGUGUCAAGUCUAAUGCAUUUUGCCUCCAUCUAUGAGAUCCUACUGUAGUCAUCUGACCAUCAUUCAAAAUUACAAGAUUGCAAGAACGUCCCUACCUCGUGAAUCUAAUUCAGUACACCCCCAUAAUGUGUGAUGGGCGUUGAAAUCACCAGCUAUAAAGACUGGCUGUGGCAAACUUUGGAUUAAAUUAUCUAAUUUGGAUUUAUUAUAAUUAAUUGGUGAAUUAGGGGGACAGUAAACACUAACUAAAGUUAAUAAUUUAUCAUUGUAUUGUAUUUGUACAGCUAUAUUUUGUAAUGAGUCAUCAGAGAAUGUAUUGAUAACAAGAAAUUUUGUUAUGUAGAAGUAUUGCUACUCCAUUAUGAUCAUUACCUGAAUCUAAUCAUAUAAUAUUAUAACCUUUUACUCUAAAAUUGUGCCUAGGUUUAAGCCAAGUUUCACAUAUGAGAGCAACAUCUAUGGUGUUCUCAUAUAAAAAUUGUGUAAAUUGAAAGCGAUUUUUAAUUAAACUCUGUGCAUUCCAUUGUAAAAUGUUAAACUGAUCCAUAAAAUAUUAAAUGUUAAAUAAUGAAAUAUC